GUGGAUAAAGAUAUCUGAACGCCAGUAGAGUCCAUUGUGCAGCAGUGUUCAGACCUCUUUACAACAUGUUAGUGUAUACGUUGUCUGUUAUUGCUGUAUUGUUGUGUUUCAUUCAUGUGUUAAUGAAUUACAAUAGAAAAGCGCGAAUGCUCAGAAAAAUUCCGGGCCCACCUGAAACUUUUAUUGUAGGAAAUGCACUGGAUAUCAUACUUUCUCCAGUUGAAUUAUUUAAACUACCAAGAAAGUACGCCAAAAUAUGGGACGGAAUCUACCGUUUUUGGGCAUUUCCAUUCGGAGCAAUAAAUAUUUAUAAUCCUGAUGAUAUUGAGACAAUAAUGUCAACAACGAGAUACAAUGACAAGAGCAUAGUUUACUCGUUUUUAAAGGACUGGUUGAAGGAGGGAUUACUUGUAAGUAAUGGCAAUAAAUGGCACCAGCGUAGAAAAAUCCUGACGCCAGCUUUCCAUUUCAACAUUCUACGUGAUUUUUACGUUACGAUAGAGAAGAACAGCCAACAAUUGGUCGCUUCUGUUGCGAACGUCACGGGCCAGGUGGUGGAUAUCUUUCCAAUAGUCUCAGAAUACACUCUCUCCACCAUAUGCGAGACUGCAAUGGGAACACAAUUAAAUGAUGUAUCAGCUUCAAAAGGAAAAAGUUACAAAGAUGCGAUACAUGAUAUUGGCCAUAUACUCUCUAAAAGAUUUGCAUCCUUACCACUUUAUAUAGAAUUCAUAUUUAAUUUGACUCCCUUUAGAAGCAAACAAAGAAAAUAUUUGAACGUCAUUCACAAUUUCACUGCAGAAAUAAUAAGAGAGAGAGAAGAAUAUUUAAAUAAAAAUGCAAUUGAAACUAAUGCUUUUAAUGAUAUUGUUUCUGAAGACGACGUGUUUCUGAAUAAGAAGAGAAAGAAACGAGCUAUGUUAGAUUUACUUAUACUAGCAAAGAAAGAUGGUCUGAUUGAUGAUGCCGGAAUCCAAGAGGAAGUGGAUACAUUUAUGUUUGAAGGCCAUGAUACGACUGCUUCUGCAUUAACAUUUUUCGUAAUGAUACUUGCAAACAAUCCAACAAUACAGGAUAAAAUAUACAAAGAGAUAAAAGAUGUAUUUGGCGAGUCACCGCGGUCAGCUGAUAUAGACGAUUUAUCGAAAUUGAGAUAUUUGGAGUGCUGCAUUAAAGAGUCACUUCGAUUAUAUCCCCCUGUUCAUUUUAUUAGCCGUCAACUGAAUGAAAACGUUCAAUUAAGUAACUACACAGUUCCAGCGGGAGUAAUGUGUCAUAUCCAUAUUUACGACUUGCAUCGACGCGCAGAUUUGUUCCCGAAUCCAUUAGAGUUCAACCCUGACCGUUUUCUACCUGACAACUGCAUAGGGCGUCAUCCCUACGCGUACAUACCAUUUAGUGCAGGCCCUAGAAAUUGUAUAGGUCAAAGAUUCGCUAUGAUGGAAUUGAAAUCUUCUAUUUCUGCUCUGCUACGUCACUACGAGUUCAUCCCAGUGACGACUCCUUCCGAGCUACAGUUAAAAAGUGAUAUAGUUUUAAGAAAUUUGGCCCCAAUUUAUGUUAAAAUUGUAAAGAGAGAUAAUAAUAAUAGAUACGUUUGUGUUGAUAAACUUCUCGUCAUGUUGCUGUAUAUUUUUUGCACAAUUAUACUAUUAUUGUUCGUUUUGGAAUUGGUAAUAAAUCAAAAUUCUAGAGCGAGGUCUUUAAAAAAGAUACCAGGAGGGAAAAAUGUAUUUAUUUUUGGGAAUGCUUUACGUGUAAUGCUUUCGCCAGUGGAAUUAUUUAAAUUAGCAAGAAGUGAUGCAGCGCGAUGGAAUGGAAUUUACCGAUUUUGGGCUUUUCCUCGCGGUGCUGUUAAUAUUUACAAUCCAGAAGAUAUCGAGGCGGUCAUUUCUACAACAAAACACAAUGAGAAAAGUACUCUGUACAGAUUUUUAAGGCCAUGGUUACAAGAAGGAUUGCUUUUGAGUAAUGGAUCGAAAUGGUUUCAAAGGAGAAAAAUUCUCACACCUACCUUCCAUUUCAAUAUCUUACGGGAUUUUUUCAUAAUAUUGGAAGAGAACAGCGUUCGUCUCAUUGAAACUUUGAGCAGUUCGGAAGGAAAAGCUGUAGAUAUCGUACCUGUUCUAUCUGAGUUCACCCUCAACUCUAUAUGCGAAACUGCAAUGGGCACCCAACUGUCAAAUGAAGCGAAUGCUGUUGCAAAAUCAUACAAAGCUUCGAUCUACGAAUUAGGCAAACUAUUUGUGGAGCGAGUUACCAAAAUUUAUUAUCAUACAGAUUUCAUGUUCAAUUUGUCUAGUACAGGCAAGAGGCAAAAUAAAAAUAUAAAAAAAGUACAUAGUUUUACUGAACGAGUUAUAAAAGAUAGAAAGGAAUAUAUUGAAGUUAAUGGAAUCGAAAACAGUAUUGCAGAGGAUGAGAUAUAUAUAAAUAAAAAACAGAGAAAGACAGCCAUGUUAGAUCUUUUGAUUAUGGCACAUAAAGAUGGACUCAUUAAUGAUACUGGUAUACAGGAAGAAGUCGACACUUUUAUGUUCAAAGGUCAUGAUACUACUGCAUCUGGAUUGACCUUUUGCUUACUUUUGUUAGCAAAUAAUAAACAUAUACAGGACAAAAUAUUUGAAGAACAGAGAGAGAUAUUCGAUGAUUCAUCACGACCUGCCAACUUUGAGGACAUGUCGAAAAUGCGAUACUUAGAAUACUGUAUAAAGGAAUCUAUGCGUUUAUACCCGCCUGUUCCAAUUAUAAGUCGCGCUUUAAACGGAACAUUGACUCUGAGUAAUUACGAAAUUCCAGAAGGAACAUACUGCAAUAUCCAUAUUUAUGAUUUGCAUCGACGGGCUGAUUUAUUUGAAAACCCAUUAGAGUUCAACCCUGAUCGUUUCCUGCCUGAGAACUGCAUAGGGCGACAUCCCUACGCGUACAUACCAUUCAGUGCGGGCCCUAGAAACUGUAUAGGUCAAAAAUUUGCAAUUAUGGAGAUGAAGAUAGCCCUUUCAGCAAUCAUUCGGGAAUUUGAACUGAUGCCAGUCACCCGUGAGUCGGAUCUCGAGAUAACAGCCGAUUUAGUAUUAAGAAAUUCGAAGCCUAUUUAUGUUUCAUUUGUUAAAAGAAACAAAUAAUGUUUAUAAAGUGAACAUAUAGCACACCUUUUAGUAAUCAUUAUGUCCGCUAAAUAUAGUAACGUUCCCGUCUUCAACCGCUUGGCACUGGAUGUAAGAUAUUUAUAUCAGCUGUCUAAAGAAGUAUGUUCCAGUGCACUGUAAGUGGAAGUGUCCGAAUCUCGCGAUUUUCGCUGUGUUUAUUUUCGCGCGUCGCAGCGCACGCGCGUCUUUACCUUAGAUCCAUAACUGUUAUGCGAUUUUAUUGUAAAGGAUACGAAGAUUUUGUGAUGGAGAAUAGCAAUGACUUUGAGGUAAUUAGUUCUUACACGCUACUUAUUAAGGACUGUAGUUUUACAAAUCUAAAUUAAGAUGUUGUAUUUAUUUCUAAUAUUAAAUUGUAAUUCUUAUAGUCGA
This is a messenger RNA of Galleria mellonella (greater wax moth), 3521 nucleotides long. RefSeq lists its product as uncharacterized. The transcript has 18 exons. The record is from RefSeq and is a predicted model, not a curated record. Gene Ontology annotation, molecular function: oxidoreductase activity, acting on paired donors, with incorporation or reduction of molecular oxygen; iron ion binding; heme binding. The coding region runs from base 66 to 3125 and encodes 1019 amino acids. Lineage: Eukaryota; Metazoa; Arthropoda; Insecta; Lepidoptera; Pyralidae.